Molecule: messenger RNA, 555 nt
Organism: Hydatigera taeniaeformis
Lineage: Eukaryota; Metazoa; Platyhelminthes; Cestoda; Cyclophyllidea; Taeniidae
Source: the annotation of a GenBank genome assembly
AUGAGAUUGAAGCGGUCGGCGCCUUGCUUUCCGACAAUCUCCACGGAAUCGGAUAUUCGCGAGCGUAUCAGCACACGUCGCAAGAUGCGUGAUGUGGAGUCUCGCUUGGAUAAAAUCUUGGACUACGAGCUGCCCUAUGCGUCCGGAUUUAAGGAAAUGCGCAACACUUUGCGCGAAAUCAACGAUAAAAUGGCAAAGCAUCGUCUGCUUGUUGAUCGUUACUCGGGACUUCAAAUGAACGAGGACAACGAACCAGUAGCGGAUCGCGUUGCGGCUAAGGUGGAUGAAUUGAUACCAAGAGUGCCUGCGUUGUCCGGAGUGCAAAAUCCUUUUAAACCGCGAAGUGAUGAAAUCACGAGUUCAUUUGAUCCUCGACUUAUUCCGGGCUACUCAACGGGUCUCUGCGUUACGCCGAGCGAAGGGACCGCAGAGCUGCGUGGACGCAUUCGUAACCUGCUGUGCAGGACUCGAGAGACUAGCCGACAAGAUGCCGCCAACCCCCAUCUAAAGCCUUUUUCUACCACUCACAGAAAGGCCGAAGUAGUCGCUGAAUGA